Messenger RNA from Xenopus laevis (African clawed frog), 927 nucleotides. RefSeq names its product hes family bHLH transcription factor 7 L homeolog (gene hes7.2.L). The record is from RefSeq and is a predicted model, not a curated record. The coding region runs from base 42 to 779 and encodes 245 amino acids. Gene Ontology annotation, molecular function: protein dimerization activity; DNA binding. Gene Ontology annotation, biological process: regulation of DNA-templated transcription; DNA-templated transcription; negative regulation of transcription by RNA polymerase II. Gene Ontology annotation, cellular component: nucleus. NCBI's taxonomy places the organism in Eukaryota, Metazoa, Chordata, Amphibia, Anura, Pipidae. The transcript is spliced from 4 exons.
CCAAAAGGAUUAGUAGGGAGAUCGCUGCAUAUUCACAACACAUGCUACAUUCUCUUCAUACUGAUCACAUGCAUUCUCCUGGACUUUGCCCAUCUCAAGCUUCUCUUGGCACCAAGAUGAGGAACUCCUACCUCAGCCGUGAGGAUAAGAGGCUAAUGAAGCCUGUGAUAGAGAAAAGAAGGAGAGACAGAAUUAAUCAGAGCUUGGAACAUCUCAGGACCCUUCUCAUGGAGGCCACUCAUGAUGAGUCUUUAAAAAAUCCCAAGGCUGAGAAGGCUGAUAUUCUGAAAAAGACAGUGCACUUUCUCAAAAUGUGUCAUAAUCCAGUGCCUUCAGAUAAAAAGAAAUUGCAGUCAGGGUUUAAAGGAGGCUUUCGGGAAGGACUCAACCAGGCCACUUCCUUCCUCAACUCUGCUGACAGUAUCUGUGAGAAGAAGAAGGAAUACAUGGUCCAGAGGUUGUGCCAGCACAUGGAAGAACAGACUCAGAAACACUGGAAGGACUCAGUUCAAGAUGUCUCCUUGAACGUCAACCAGCGUCAGAUCUUGCCAAGUGCACCAAUAAUCUCCAGGGUUGCAGGAGAUGUACUGGAACAAAGCCCCAAGAACCAGACCAGCCAUCCAUCUCCAUCCAGUUCAUUCAGAACGCCCUGUAUGGGGCAAGUACAGCAGCAAACACCCCCACAAACCUUUCAAGCCAGAAAGUCAACACAAAGGACUCUCUUUCCCCCUACAAGUUCCUCUGUUAACCCAGCCCUUGUGUGGAGGCCCUGGCCAUAAAUAUUGUAUUUAUUAUUUCCUCAUCCCUCUUUUUGUAAAUAUGGACUUUCAAAUUAAAUUAUAUCUUUAUCUUUUUUAUACUUUCAUUGCUCUGUAAUUUCUACAUGCAUAGAUCUAUAAAUUAAAAAGCUAUAAUUUCUGUUUUGUA